AUGAAUGAUACCGCUACCAUAACGCGUCUCGGCAAAGUGUCCGCUACAUCGGCAGCCUCGUUAGUAGACUUAAAUCACAGUCCACGAGCACACGUUGAAGUGUCGUCUAACCUCAGUCCGACAUUCUCGAGACAAAGCAAGGGAACAAAGAUUGCUAUGUGGAACAAAGCGAGCGAUGGUAGCAUAAAUUUGGUGAAGAAUCUUGGAAGGAAAACGCACAUACCAGAUCGGCUGCAUCCUCUCGAUGGCGAAUGCUCCCGGCGUUAUCGCCAUCCUCACACUCAACGCCAAUUAUUAACGUCGUCACCCCGGUGUUAUGAUCAGCUUUCGCUGCCUAGUGUAGCACCUGCAACCUCUGAAGGAUCGGAUGAAGAAAUUUUUUUUCUGGAACGCCUUAAUGCUCAAUUGUCAUCGAGCGAUACAGUAGAAGAGUGGAUUCGGUCAUACCAGCUUGAGCGCGAAAAGUUUGCAUCGUUUGCUGUAUUCACCGAAUUGAAGCUGGACGAGGUACAGGAAACAUAUGUAAAGCAGGCGGGAAGGCCCAGUGCAGUUGAGGCAGCAGCUUGUUGUGCGACGCUACUUAAGAUGCCGGGAAUAGUCGGGUGCUACUCGACGUUGCUCGAAAAAUUGUCUGCAGGGAUACAAAGCGCUAUUUAUAUUCCUGAGCCGUCGCUGACAAAUCUUACUCUACAGGGAUCAAUGGCCUCUCUAGUACAAACAUUUUAUCGGCGGAUCCCAUACUUUGAACGAGUGCGUGAACUUGAGAAGGCGUUGCUUACAAUCCGAAGUAUCACUGAUCCAAAUGUGCUUAAAAAUGUAACCAUCGAGGAUUUGGAUCGAAUAUUCGAGUAUACGCCGUUUGCUGUUGUCCUGGCAGGCCUUGUAAAGAUGUUCACAACUAAUUCAGAUAAGCUCGGUCAGCUUAUCGUUGCCCUGCAGGAUCAAAAAGGUUUACUUUUUCUUAGUGAGAAGGAGAACGUAAAAAUUGAAGACACGCCUUACCCUGUGCAUGUUCCACUUGCCACAAGCGCUCAAAUUUGUCGUGCUAUCACACACAAUGCAGCAACAUUUAGUUCCAGCGGUCGGGAUAUGAUUCUCUGCGCUAUCGUGGACCUAUUGGACGUGACUUCAUUCCGCGAUGUGUAUCAUCUUUUUGAUGUUCACGGGAAAAUGUGCUUCUUACACUAUUUGAGUCUGGUAGAGGAUAUGGAUCAGCUGGAGUUGGUUGUUGAUGCACUGCCGAAUGCUGGUGAUCUCGCUGCAUAUCUAACAGCAGCACAGUGGAGUUUGCUAUCAAAAGAGUUUGACAAGCAUGAAAAUGCGCGAAUUGGCCAGAAGCAGCGACAAACCAAAGUUGACACAAAUAAUAGUGAUAUAGACGGCCUGAACGAUGGGCGCUCAUCGACAGCGUUGUCAGCGAGGGGGUCAUUUGAUAGCUUUAGGAUGAUAAUGAUGAACUUUCUCCGUCACAACAACUUAGCCAGUGCGCAAGUGCUGCAACUGGUGGCAGAUACGUUCUUAUCGAUGCUGGGUAAAAGGGAAUUUAGUCAACUUUUUGAUAAUUGCUGGGCACAAUUACCGCUUGAUAAUCGGUGGUCGAAAGCUUUAGCGGUGGUACGGGAUCUUGGAACUUCUCCCUUAGCUCAGACUGCAGAUGGUGAGCACAUUGCCUCUAUGCGCUUAGAAAUGCUGAAGACAAUUUUUAUGAUGCUGACUCGAGAGGAGAGGGUCUUAUGGAUGGACCAAAUGAAUACCAAGUAUCCAACUGAGAGCUACAAAAUUAAAUGCUUUAAGGCCGUCGAUGCCGCCGCAGUAAUCAAGGCACCAGAUUUGUCCGAUCCUACUGCGCUCAUUGCUCAAAUGGAUACCGAUCUGAAAUUGAGCUGGCUGGAGGCUCUGAUCAAAGAUAUGCAUGGCGAUUUUGAGCGCUUUGAGAAAUUGACUAUGGUGUUUUCGCAAUUUGCAAAUCUGCCACACGUGGAGCCAACGCUUGCGUCGGUAAAUGAUAUGCUGGAUCAGGCAACUCCUGUUGACGAAGCAACAUUGCUGAUCCCCCCAUCCGACGACUCCGCCAUCCCAGUUAUGGUUGUGGUGGAUCGUGUGGACUCACCUGUUAACGAAUCAGAAGUACCAAGCCAUCAAAUGAUAAAUACGGAGAUGAGUAUAGCAAUCAACGAGGCUAUACAAAAACUUCUCGAACACCGGUCUGAAUCACAACUACUUGAGAUCCUUCAGCUCGCACUUUCUAGCGCAAAAGAUAUCAAAGUUAAGGCUGAUGCUGUUGAGCACAUCGUGGAUCGACAGGUUAAGCUACCGCUUGUCCCUGGGUUGUCCGGUAAAGUAAAGCGCAAACUGUCGGCUGUUGCUGCUGUCGCUGAGCCCAUGGAAUGGCACGAGUACGUUAAAGUUGGUCAUUUCGACGUUGGUUGUCAGACGAUAAGCGAACCGGAGGCUCAAGAUACCGCUAGCCCUUUUCGGGACAUUAAAUCGGAUCACAACAGCAACGGCAGAUUGAUUUCACCGACUAAACGUAAGACUCUCACUUUAAAUGCAUUGUUUGGCAAGAAUACGAGUAGAAACAAGAAAGAGAAAUAUCAGAAGAUCAACAGCGUGGCAGUGCCACAAGCAAUUUCGGGGAUGAUCACGUCAUGGCGUAUGAAUGCCGAUCAACUCGUUCAAUUUGCCAAGAAAUCCCUUGCUAAUGUCCUCAAAAUAAUCGGAGAUGCGUACAGUGAGAUGCUGACGGCCACUAAGCGCAAGGCUCAGCAACAACGAUCACUGUAUGCAACUCCACGAGGAAUCGGACGUCCAUUAAAACUCGCGCAAAUUGUUUACCAAUCUUUUCUUCAUAGCUAUGGCCUCCCAUCAAUUGCAGACAUGCACUUGCUUGCAUUUUCGUGUGCGAUCGAAAUUUAUCGGAAACAACAUCUGCGCGUCGAGUAUUUUGCAAGGUUUUGCUUCGAGGAAGUGCCCACGUCAGAGCUGACAAAUUAUUGCGAAUUUCUUGAAUGCAUUGUGUCCGAUGACUUAAGCAGCACCACAAUGAUGGCUAAUAGUUUGCCAUCUACUCCGUCCACUAAUUCUGGCAACACACGCGGAGCGGCUCAGAACACCUUAAAACGAUCUCACUUGGUUCCACGAGUAACAGUUCCGGACAAAGAACACUGGUCAAUAUCUCUUGAUCGCGCCGUGGAAAUUGCUCAACUUUGCUUUCGUGAAAUGCGCAAGACGGCAGUGACUGUAUUUUGUGAACAUCUGAUGAUGAUGGCAGCUCAGGGAUGCUCGACUGCGGUCUUGCCACUUCCCGUCGCAGUUGGGCAAGAUUCUUUAUCACUUAACACCGACCAGCUUAAUGUCGACCAUCUUCUUCAACUGGUGGUGGCUGAAUGGCAGCAAGAACAGGUUCGUCGCGAACGCCAUCUACUCGAUGCAUUUCGUGCAGGAGAUGUGAAUGGCGACGGACAAUUAACGUCAGCUGAGUUUUCACAGAUCGUGUUAUCGAUUGAUGCUUCACGGGACAUGGGUGAUAUCUUGCUGAUGUAUAGUGAUACAUUGCGCCGCACCGAGUGCGAGCAGCUAGAUGCCGAGGUUUUUCUGCAAGUCGCGCGCGAGCAUGAGCUCGAUCGUGUUGUGUGGCAGGGUGAUAGAGACUUAUCUGGAGUUGUGAACAAUGUCACAGACAUGGAGGCUACGUGGGCUCACGUGCGAGGUUUUUUCGUGGGUACACUAGAAGCUCUGGCUCGUGAUUUGCCUUCCGCUCAUUUUCUUCGUAUGUGCGAAGGCGCUGGCUGUGGAUGUCUCAAAUGCCUAUUGGAUGGCUACGUUGGUUUCCAGAAAAUGCGUCGGGAUGCCGGACUGACACAACCACAGCAAAGGCAUCCUGGAUUUUCAGGCCGUCGAAGCACAACCGUUGGUGUGUCAUCUCAGCUCAUUUGGGCACGCUUUUGGCACCUCACGCGUCAACUUUAUGAUGCUGCAGCUGAGAGCGAAGGCAUUGUGACUCCAUGGGAAGGCUGUAAGUAUAUUCGAGUCGAGCCAGUAAUGGCACUUGCUCCAAGAUCCAACAGCAAACGACGAGAUUCGCUGCCGAAUUUCCUUUUUCCGGACACGGCGCGGAUAACAGCCAAGAUGAGCACAUCCAACAAUCCAGAAGUUUUUGACGGUCCAACAAUUUAUGCGCAGUUUGCUUAUUUAUUGGAGAAUGUCUCCACUAAAAGCGCAGAUGACACGUCGCGCUUCUAA
This is a messenger RNA of Plasmopara halstedii, 4242 nucleotides long. RefSeq lists its product as hypothetical. Lineage: Eukaryota; Oomycota; Peronosporomycetes; Peronosporales; Peronosporaceae. Gene Ontology annotation, molecular function: calcium ion binding. The transcript has 3 exons. The record is from RefSeq and is a predicted model, not a curated record. The coding region runs from base 1 to 4242 and encodes 1413 amino acids.